Molecule: messenger RNA, 2828 nt
Organism: Cucurbita moschata (crookneck pumpkin)
Lineage: Eukaryota; Viridiplantae; Streptophyta; Magnoliopsida; Cucurbitales; Cucurbitaceae
Product: putative ion channel POLLUX-like 2
Exons: 24
Coding region: 171-2708 (845 amino acids)
Biological process (GO): potassium ion transport
Source: RefSeq, a predicted model, not a curated record
ACGGGACAGCGGUGAUCAAAUUUCCGUCUGCAAAUAAUAUAAUAUGGAAUUCACCGGGCGUUCUCUAGUCAUCCGUCUUCUACUCUCUUCAAUUCCGCCAUUGCCGCCAUUACACAGCCUCCUUCCACCACCGUACCUGCUGCCAUUACGGAGCAUCGCGCAAGAGCCAAAUGCUUCUGCAACAUCGCUGCUCGCACUUGCGCCUUCCGCCGUCGCCACCUCGUGGACUCUAUCGGAGUAUUCCGUUUUCGACUUCCAGGAGAACAUUGACAUGUCCACGUUGGCGGAUUGACCAUUCGAAUUUCAAUGCACGCCCUCUCAUUGCCGGUGGGACACGGGAAGCCUGUUCGCAUAGGAAACUUGGUGGGGUACAUACUAUAACGUGUACAAGCAGUUUAAAUGACCAGAAUGCCAGUGUAGAUAGAGUUAAUCCGAAUAUAUUUUCUCAGGGUACCCAAGCUAAAGUUGCGGUCAAAGUUAUAUUUGGAUGCUGCCUUUUCAGCUUGACACUAACCUCUGCUAAAUCUAUAGGCAAAACUGUCCAAGAGAUAUUUCCCUGUCUCGUUCAAAAUGUUGGGGAGUUUAGCUUGCCAUUUGCAAGUGUAUCCAAUACCUUGAAUAAACCGACACCCCUUCAGUUGGAUGUAUACUUCCCUGCAUUUCAUGAAAUCAAAUUGAGUUUCGCACGACUGAUAUACCUAUUCAAUAUCCAACUCGAAAGAAAUGUUGGCACGUUCUUAGUGGUGCUCCUUGUGGCAUGCAUCUCAUUUAUUUUGAUGGGUGGUUUUCUGUUCUUCAAGCUCAGAGGUAGCACUCAGUCUCUGGAGGACUGCUUAUGGGAAGCAUGGGCAUGUCUAUGUUCCUCAUCCACUCACUUGAAACAAAGGACACGAGUUGAACGUGUUAUAGGGUUCAUUCUUGCAAUAUGGGGCAUAUUAUUUUACUCACGUCUACUCAGCACAAUGACAGAACAGUUUAGGCAUAACAUGCAAAAGCUGAGGGAAGGUGCACAAGUUCAAGUUCUAGAGUCUGAUCACAUCAUCAUUUGUGGUGUCAAUAGUCAUUUGGCUUUUAUACUGAAGCAGCUAAAUAAGUACCACGAAUUUUCUGUCCGCUUAGGUACUGCGUCUGCUAGGAGACAGAGAAUUCUUCUCAUGUCUGAUCUUCCAAGGAAACAAAUGGACAAGUUAGCUGAUAAUCUUGCCAAAGAUCUUUACCACAUUGAUGUUCUUACCAAGAGUUGUAGCCUCAGCUUAACAAAAUCAUUUGAAAGAGCUGCUGCCAGUAUGGCCCGAGCAGUAAUUAUACUACCAACAAAAGGAGACCGGUAUGAAGUUGAUACAGAUGCAUUUCUCUCUGUUCUUGCCCUUCAACCCAUUGCAAAUAUGGAGUCCAUCCCAACUAUUGUUGAGGUUUCUAGUUCCAAUACCUGUGACCUCUUAAAGUCGGUCACAGGACUGAAAGUAGAACCGGUGGAGAAUGUUGCCUCUAAAUUAUUUGUCCAGUGUUCUCGGCAAAAGGAGCUCAUCAAAAUUUACAGACACUUGUUGAACUAUCGAAAAAACGUAUUUAAUCUAUUCAGCUCCCCUAAUUUUGUUGGUCUAAAUUAUAAAGAACUUCGCCAAGGAUUUCAUGAGGCAGUUAUUUGUGGUAUCUAUAGAAAUGGGAAGAUACACUUUCAUCCAAAUGAUGAUGAGAUUCUGCAGCAAAAUGACAAGGUGCUGUUCAUUGCACCUCUCCUUGGAGGACAUAAGGGAGGAGGUGGUCAUUCAAAUGUUACUAAGGAAGGAAGUAAUACCAUUAAAAAGCUGGAAAGUAUUAAAAAUAGUAAUGUAGGUUUACGUCAAUCUCUAGAAAUAUAUAGAAAGGAAUUCGAGAAUAUGAUCAAACAUCCAACAAAACCCUCUUUCAAGCCUUUAGACAAGACUAUAGGACCAAAAGAAUGCAUACUUUUGCUAGGUUGGCGCCCAGAUGUUGUAGACAUGAUCCAAGAAUAUGACAAGUAUCUUGGACCUGGUAGUGUAUUGGAAAUCUUAUCAGAUGCACCAUUUGAUGAAAGAAAAAGAGCUUACAAAGCUGUGGACUGUAACAAGUUCAAAAAUGUCAGAGUUUCUCACAGGAUAGGAAACCCUAUGGACUAUGCUACCUUAGAGGAAACCCUACUAAAUAUUAGAAGUUCUUUCAAUAAAAGUGAGGAUGUUCCGUUGUCCAUCGCUGUGAUAUCCGACAGGGAAUGGCUUCUUGGGGAUCCAUCUAGGGCUGACAAACACUCAGUAUAUACUCUUCUCCUUGCUGAAAGUAUCUGUCAGAAACAUGGAGUCAAGGUUCAAAAUCUUGCUGCAGAGAUUGUUGACUCCAAAUUGGGGAAACAAGUAACAAGAAUAAAACCUUCCCUGACGUACAUAGCAGCAGAGGAAAUAAUGAGUCUUGUCACAGCUCAAGUGGCAGAGGAUAGUGAACUAAAUGAAGUAUGGAAAGAUAUUUUAAAUGCGGAAGGUGAUGAAAUUUAUGUGAAGGAUAUCAGCGGCUACAUGAAACAAGGGGAGGAUCUCUCAUUUUCAGAACUUGCUGAAAGAGCACAUCUAAAGCAAGAAGUAGCCAUUGGCUAUAUUAAAAAUAAUAGACAGGUAAUCAAUCCAAUUCCUAAGUCUGAACCGAUCUCUCUUGAAUUAACUGAUUCGUUAAUUGUUAUAUCGGAGCGCGAAUGAGAAAAAUGUUCUCUUCCAUCUCUAUUUGUAGUGUUUAGUUCUUAUAUUAUACAAUGCAACAUUGAUUUUGUUCUCCCUCUUAUAGUAUAGAAUAGAAAGUCACACACAAAAUUGUCAAAA